AUGUUGUUCAUUCUGUUAUCGCUAGUGAAAGAGUUCGCGACACCGCUGUUCCUGCUGGUGGUUGGCCCCUUGCAGGCUCCCGAUGUUUGCACCCACGGCGUGUUCUUGCGGCCGACGGUCGGCAUCGGCAUCUUCGUCAUGCUCGUCUUCAUCCUGCGCUGCUGCUCCCGCGAACAGGACAACAGCAUUAACAGCCUCUUCAGGUGCUACCUCGUCGGCGUCUCCGUCGCCGUCAUCGCCCUCCUCGGCUUCGUCGUCUUCGGCUUCGUCGCCGUCGGCGGGGUCGACCUCGGCCAACUGACGGCCCACACGUACAAGCUUGAGGACUACGGCGGCUGGCUCAAGGGCCGCGUGGCUGACCCGCAGUACUGGGCAGCAACCGCCGCCUGCCUCCGUGACGAGGAGUACGUCUGCCGCGGCGAUGGCGCCGGCGUCACGCGGCGGCGGCAGGAGGACCCCAAGACCGGCGUCGUCUCCGACGUCGUCCGCGAGCUAUACUCCUAUGAACACCGGAUCGAUGCUAUGACUAGCCUGCACAAAAUGCCGCCCAUCGAGGCUGGAUGCUGCACGCCACCACGAUCAUGUGCAAUGAUCAGGGAUGAUACGAAUGGGACGACGACGACGCUGACACGAAACGCUGACUGCGGCAGGUGGAGCAACGACGAGGAGACGCUGUGCUUCCAGUGCGACUCAUGCAAGGCAGUCUUCCUCGACAACACCAAGAAGGCCUGGACUGCCUUUGUUUGGGCUCCCACUCUCGCUUUGAUCGCUCUCGUUUGUAGAUGCCAGAGGGAGCUAUUUGCUUGA
This is a messenger RNA of Oryza brachyantha (malo sina), 807 nucleotides long. RefSeq names its product tetraspanin-3-like. The record is from RefSeq and is a predicted model, not a curated record. Bases 1 to 807 code for a protein of 268 amino acids. Gene Ontology annotation, biological process: auxin-activated signaling pathway. The transcript has 2 exons. Lineage: Eukaryota; Viridiplantae; Streptophyta; Magnoliopsida; Poales; Poaceae. Gene Ontology annotation, cellular component: plasma membrane; plasmodesma.